Messenger RNA from Monoraphidium neglectum, 828 nucleotides. RefSeq lists its product as hypothetical. The coding region runs from base 1 to 828 and encodes 275 amino acids. The record is from RefSeq and is a predicted model, not a curated record. The transcript is spliced from 6 exons. Lineage: Eukaryota; Viridiplantae; Chlorophyta; Chlorophyceae; Sphaeropleales; Selenastraceae.
AUGGUCGAGGCGAUGGCGGACGCCUUGGACGACGAGCUGGUUGUCGGCAUCGGCCACGACGAGGAUGAGGAUGACGAUCUGGGCCUCGGAGAAGGCGACGAUGACGACGACGACGACGACGACGACCUGAUGGAGGAUGACGAGGACGAUGACGUCAUGUCCGACGGGGAGCACGGGCAGCACCACGGCCACCUCCAUGGCGACCCGCUCGGCGCGGACGGCGGCCGCGGGGACGGCGGCGGGCACGGCGGCGGCGGUGGCGUGGCGGGCGGGUCGGACGCCGGUCUGGACGAGGAGCCAAGCCUUACAGAGGAGGGGGAGUCGGGCGGCUCGGAGGGUGGGGGCACGACGGAGGAGGAGGAGGAGGCCGCGGCCAUGGCGGCAGCAGCCCACGAGCGCGCGGAAGAGGACCUGGCCCUGCUGCAGGAGGAGGAGGCCGCCGACCUGCUGGGCUCCGGCUCAGAGGGCGACGAUGGCGGCGAGGGCGAGGAGGACGACGGCGGCUUCGGGGGCGCCGGCCUGGGCAACCACCACCACGCGGGUGACGAGGAGCUUGUGGGUGACGAGCUGGACGAGUACGACGUGGCAGGGGCAGAGAUCCGCGGAGAGGUGGACGAGGAGGAGGAUGAGGAGGUGGAUGACUUUGACGACGAUGACGAGGCCAGUGAUGACGAGGACGAGGAUGAGGCCGGCCUCGACGACGGGCCGCCCUACGUCCCCACCGGCCCCGCCGCCGGCGGCCUCAACUUCGGCUUUGAUCACAUGGGGAUUGACCCCCUGGACAUGGCUGACGGCCUCGGCGGCGCAGCGGUGGUUCCGCUUGCUUGA